Eufriesea mexicana is the source of this 813-nucleotide messenger RNA. RefSeq names its product neuferricin. The record is from RefSeq and is a predicted model, not a curated record. The coding region runs from base 1 to 813 and encodes 270 amino acids. The transcript is spliced from 4 exons. NCBI's taxonomy places the organism in Eukaryota, Metazoa, Arthropoda, Insecta, Hymenoptera, Apidae. Gene Ontology annotation, cellular component: membrane; endomembrane system.
AUGUUUUCUAAGUAUAUUUGGUUAUUACCAUUAUUUGUAUCUAUUUUAAUAUGCUCAAAUAAUUAUUUAAAUGACAUUAAACUUAAUUUCGUUGACAAGUGGUUAAAUAUUAUUAAAAAUUUUUAUUUGGAUCUAAAUAAAAAAUCAAAUUUAGAAUUGAAUGUAGGCAUAAAUCAAAAAGUAUUUACCACAACAGAACUUAAAAAAUAUACAAAUUUGAAAGACGGUUUAUACAUUUCAAUAUUAGGUCAUGUUUUUGACGUUACAAAAGGUGCAAAACAUUAUGGUCCUGGUGCAACUUAUCAUGCAUUUACUGGACGUGAUGCAUCUUUAGCAUAUAUCACUGGAAAAUUUAAUGAUGAAGGCUUAACAGAUGACAUUUCUUCAUUAUCUAUUGAAGAAGUUAAAGGACUGAACGAGUGGCUCAAAUUUUACAAUAAAAACUAUAUUUAUAAGGGAAAAUUAAAUGGCAGAUAUUAUAAUAAAGAUGGUUUUCCAACUGAAGAAUCUCAUAAUGUGCAAAAUAUGAUAAAUCAAUUUGAAAAAGGACUUAGAAAAAUAUUUCCUCCAUGUAAUAUAGAAUGGAAGGCAGAUUCUGGAACUGUAGUAUGGUGUACUAAAAAAAGUGGAGGAAUAGAAAGAGAUUGGAUUGGUGUACCAAGAAUGCUCUUUGAAUCUUAUUCUCCUGAAAAAUAUACUUGUGUUUGUGUUGAACUCGAUAGUAAAGAAUAUAAAGAGAAUAAAUAUAUGCUCAGAGAAUAUGCACAAUGUCCGAAAACCUCAAUAAAAUGUGCUGUAAAAACAGAAAACUAA